This is a messenger RNA of Labrus mixtus (cuckoo wrasse), 1825 nucleotides long. RefSeq names its product aminoacylase-1-like. Gene Ontology annotation, biological process: amino acid metabolic process. Gene Ontology annotation, molecular function: aminoacylase activity. The record is from RefSeq and is a predicted model, not a curated record. Gene Ontology annotation, cellular component: cytoplasm. Bases 87 to 1346 code for a protein of 419 amino acids. Lineage: Eukaryota; Metazoa; Chordata; Actinopteri; Labriformes; Labridae. The transcript is spliced from 15 exons.
CGCUGCUGAGCUGCUGUCAACUAAAAGGGAAAGCUGCUCACCUGCCGAGCAAGUUCACUGCGUAAGAGGAGUAAAUAAAGACCACCAUGCUGCCUGACAAAAAUGGUCCAGGUGUGGGGGGCAGACAGAGCUGUCCUGAGGGAGAGGACCCCUCUGUGAGUCUGUUCAGAGAGUACCUCCGCCUCAAAACUGUCCACCCAGACCCGGACUAUGAUGCUGCUCUUAAGUUCCUGGACAGGAUUGCAGAGGAGCUUGGGCUACCCAUAAAAAAGAUUGAGGUUUUUCCAGGCAGAGUCGUUUGCAUCAUGACAUGGGAAGGGACAAACAACAACCUGAAAUCCAUCUUACUGAAUUCCCACACAGAUGUUGUGCCUGUUUACCAGGAACAUUGGAAAUACGAUGCUUUCAGUGCUUUCAAAGAUGCAGAGGGCAACAUUUAUGCCCGGGGAUCACAGGACAUGAAAUGUGUAACUAUACAGUACAUCCAGGCCAUCAGAAGACUGAAGGCAGAGGAGCAGAGACUAAUGCGCACUGUGCACUUAAUGUUUGUUCCUGAUGAAGAAGUCGGGGGUCACAAGGGAAUGGAAACAUUUGUGAAGCACCCAGAGUUCCAAAAAUUAAACAUUGGCUUUGCAUUGGAUGAAGGUCUUGCAAACCCUGGUGAGGCCUACACAGUGUUCUACGGAGAGAGAAACCCCUGGUGGAUCACAGUCCACUGCCCGGGCAGUCCAGGUCAUGGCUCCAGGUUUGUGGAGAACACCGCUGCUGAGAAGCUUCGCCAUGUCAUCAACUCCUUCCUGGACUUCAGAGAGAAGGAGAAACAAAGGCUCAACACCAGCGAGUGCUUCACGCUCGGUGAUGUCACCACAGUAAAUAUGACCAUGGUCAAAGGAGGCGUGGCCUACAAUGUCAUUCCAGCUGAAAUGGACGUCAGCUUUGAUCUGAGGAUACCACCGAGUGUAAAUCUACAGGACUUUGAAAGACAAAUCAAAGAGUGGUGUAAAGAAGCAGGAGAGGACGUCACAUACAAAUUUGCUCAGAAACAUAUGAACCAGAACGUGACUUCGACAGAGGAAGGUGAUCCUUGGUGGAAUGCCUUCAGCACUGUCUGCAAAGCAAUGAAUGUAACUUUGGAAAAAGAGAUAUUUCCAGCUGCAACUGACAGCCGUUUUAUCCGAGCUGUGGGUAUCCCUGCUAUCGGCUUCUCCCCAAUGAACUGGACGCCGAUCCUGCUGCAUGAUCACAACGAGUUUCUGAAUGAGCGAGUCUUCCUGAAAGGCAUCAGUGUGUUCGAAAGGCUCAUCCAAGCUCUUGCCAGCGUUCCUGCCUGUCCCAAUGAGGCUUAGACAAGUCUUCACUUUUAAUCCUUUCUACAAUGACGAUGUGAUUAUUUAACUUGGAAUAUUUGAGGAGAUUACCAAAGAAUAAUAACAUAUAUAUCAUAAGCCAAAACUGAGCACUUAGCCUUUGAUAGAAGUGAUUUUGUUUCUUGAUUCUCAGGAUAAAGACAUUAAGAUUUUAUUACUCUGUAUUACAUCAGGUUUUUUAACAACACACUUACUGUUUGUCCGUAUUGUUGAGUGAUGAGUGUGCUUGUGUGUAUACAGUCUUAAAGAAAUAUCAUACAUUGUGACAACUGUAUUUCUAAUCACAACGUUGGUUUGGAAAAAUCAACCUACUAUAAUGUGAAGACGACUUUGAUUGAUAAACUAAUCAGUAAACUUAAGCUUAAUUCCUUUUUUAAGAUUUCACUUGAUCGUAGCUACGAUUCCACAGAUAUACCUUGAGUUAUAAACUUGAAUUGAAUAAAAGUAUGUGUUCUUUA